Psylliodes chrysocephalus is the source of this 507-nucleotide messenger RNA. Lineage: Eukaryota; Metazoa; Arthropoda; Insecta; Coleoptera; Chrysomelidae. The record is from the annotation of a GenBank genome assembly.
AUGGAUCACAAUAAAAGUGUAAUUAAAAAAGCACCUUUUGUAUCAAUUGCGCUUGAUGAAACCACAGAUGUAGCAAAUUUAAGUCAAUUAUCCACUGUUGUGCGAUAUGUAUUGGAUGGCAUUUCUCAAGAGCGAUUCUUAGGAUUUUUUGACGUCACUAGCGAAAGAAUUGCAGAUGCAUUGUUAAAAAUUGUUUGUGACAUUAUUUCAAGUUUAGAAUGUGAUUUUAAGCUUGUUGCCCAGAGCUACGAUGGUACUGCCAUAAUGGCUGGCCAUUUAGGAGGCCUUCAAGCUAAAGUAAAAGAGAAGUUUAAACAUGCAAUUUUCGUCCACUGUAUAACACAGAGACUUACUUUCGUUUUAUCGCGAAGCAUAGAUAAUAUUAAAGAUUGCAAAGUUUUAUUUUCGACGCUUAGUGGUUUGGCUAUUCAAAGUCAUCGAAAAGAACUCGCGCCAUGGACAUCCUCGUUCAAAAAAGGUUUCCAAAAGUUGCUCCGACGCGAUUGA